Messenger RNA from Solanum verrucosum, 813 nucleotides. RefSeq names its product cyclin-D5-1-like. Gene Ontology annotation, biological process: regulation of cyclin-dependent protein serine/threonine kinase activity; mitotic cell cycle phase transition. Gene Ontology annotation, molecular function: cyclin-dependent protein serine/threonine kinase regulator activity. The coding region runs from base 1 to 813 and encodes 270 amino acids. Gene Ontology annotation, cellular component: cytoplasm; nucleus; cyclin-dependent protein kinase holoenzyme complex. NCBI's taxonomy places the organism in Eukaryota, Viridiplantae, Streptophyta, Magnoliopsida, Solanales, Solanaceae. The record is from RefSeq and is a predicted model, not a curated record. The transcript has 6 exons.
AUGGAAAGUCCGGUUCUCUACUGUUCUGAACAUCUGACUAAAGAAGAUGAUGAAGAAAUGCAACAAGAAAAUGGCGGCGAUGGUGAUGACGACGACCACAACAACAAUGAUGAUGAUGAUACUGGGAUAUUGAUCAGCCGAGAAAUCACCGACGUUCGACUUAAUAAUCAAGAAGUUGAAGUACUUGUCAAUGACAAUUGGAAUCAAGAAAUUCGAACUCAUGCAAUCCGUUACAUUCGCAGAACAGCGCCACAAUUUCGAUUGAGAAGACGAACAAUUUACAGAGCAGUGAUGUAUGUUGACAGAUUUCUUUCCCAUCGAAUAAUAGAUAAUGGACAGUUCUGGGCAGUGAGGUUAUUAGCAGUGACUUGUUUAUCAUUAUCUGCAAAAAUGAAUGAAAACAUAGAUGAUGUGCCACCAUUAUCAGACUAUCCAGUAGGAGCUUACAACAUUAAUGUGAAUGCCAUAAGGAGAAUGGAGAUUUUGGUUCUUAUUGAAUUCAAUUGGGAUAUGAAUUGUGUUACUCCUUUUGAUUUUAGAAAUUUUUUCAUAUCAAGAUUCUGCAGAGAUGUUACAAGAAUAGACAUAACUAGAAUGAAUACUGUUGUAAUCAUCAUGAGUGUUUUAAGAGAUUUGAGGAUAAUGAAUCAUAGACCAUCUGUAAUAGCAGCUGCUGCAACAUUAUUAGCAGUACACGGAAAUGUCACCAUACAAGAAUUGGUGAUUGAGAUAAAUGCUUUGCCUAUAAAUGGAUUUCUUCAAAUUGCUGGUGUGAGUUACUGCUACCAUAGAAUGCUGGAGCUGAACGUUUGA